Messenger RNA from Antechinus flavipes (yellow-footed antechinus), 6057 nucleotides. It is a transcript of the gene TLR5, whose product is annotated as toll like receptor 5. Gene Ontology annotation, molecular function: protein binding; transmembrane signaling receptor activity. Gene Ontology annotation, cellular component: membrane. Lineage: Eukaryota; Metazoa; Chordata; Mammalia; Dasyuromorphia; Dasyuridae. The record is from RefSeq and is a predicted model, not a curated record. Gene Ontology annotation, biological process: immune response; inflammatory response; toll-like receptor signaling pathway. The coding region runs from base 453 to 3029 and encodes 858 amino acids. The transcript is spliced from 3 exons.
AGGAGCUGGAGGGGGAGGGUGGAGGUUGAACUGCUGUCUGAGAACUGCCAAGUUAUGAACUAAAGAACUUAUCCCCACCUCGGGGUGAAAGGGGCGGCACGAAACUGAAUAGAUUCUUUGGAGCCGUGGGAAAAGAAACUGAAGGGAACCAUCCCUCCCGAAGGAAUCUGGAACUGAGGGCUAGGCACGCGAAGGUCAAGAUUGCGGGCCUGGGAGAAAAUGACAAGCCCUCGGGGCUCUGUGGACCUAGUCUGGGAAGAAAAGGAGACCGAAGGCUGGAGGAAACAACAGUUACAAAUAACUUCUUAACGACACACAAGGGAAAUAUGGACCAUCAUCACCAUCAAGGAUAUUCAUCAAUGCCAGGAUCUGAAGGGUGUUUAAUACAAGAGAUAUUUGCAUUUUGAAAUUGAAGAGAUUCUCUUGGCUGCCCAAUUGUUAGAAUAAGGAGGAUGGGCCAUCUUGCAUUUCUCUUGGGAUUGCUAUUUGGAGUCACUUCUAUAUGUGGAAUUCCUUUUUGCUCAGAUGAUGGACAACUUGCCUUCUAUAAUUCCUGCAACCUCACCGAAGUCCCCCAAGUGCCAAAUACCAUUAUUAAGCUAUUCUUAAGUUAUAACUAUAUCAGGGUGAUUAAUGCUACUUCAUUCCCUCUAUUGGAGAUGCUCCUAUUGCUACAGCUAGGAACUCAGCACACGCCUCUGAUCAUUGAGAGAGAAGCUUUCAGAAACCUGCCCAACCUUAGAAUCUUGGAUAUUGGCUAUAGUAAAAUUCAGUUUUUGCAUACUGAUGCUUUUCAAGGCUUGCCCAACUUGUUUGAAUUACGUCUAUUUUCCUGUCAUCUCUCAGAUUCAAUUCUAAAAGAUGGUUAUUUUAGAAAUUUACAUUCUUUAGCUGUGUUGGACCUAUCUAUAAAUGACAUCCAGAAUAUCCACCUUCAUCCUUCUUUUGAAGAUCUGAAAUCUUUGGAAUCUAUAGACUUGUCUCAAAACCAAAUAUCCCAUGUAUGUGAAAGAGAUCUAAAACCCCUCCAAGGGAAAAGAUUUUCUUUGUUUAACCUUUCUUUCAAUAUCCUCUAUAGCAGGAUCUCAGUCAACUGGGAAGAGUGCAUGAAUCCUUUCCAAAGUAUGUUCCUUGAGAUCCUGGAUGUCUCAGGCAAUGGCUGGACAGCAGAUAUCACCCAAAACUUCUGUCGUGCUACCAAUGGAACCAAGAUUCUUUCUUUGUUUCUUAAAAACCAUAUUAUGGGGCCAGGAUUUGGUUUUCAUAACAUAAAGGAACCUGACCAGGACACAUUUGCUGACCUGGGCAUGAGUUCAAUAAUAAAAAUGGAUAUUUCACAUGGCUUUAUCUACUCCUUGAAUUUUCACCUGUUCAAGACCCUCAGAAAUUUAGAAUUUAUAAACCUUUCACAUAACAAAGUAAAUAAGAUUGCUAUAGAAGCAUUUUAUGGCCUUGAUAGUCUCCAAAUUCUCAAUCUAUCCUAUAACCUACUAGGGGAACUCUACAAUUCUGAUUUUUAUGGACUGUAUAACAUUUCUUAUAUUGAUCUACAAAAAAACCAUAUUGGGGCAAUUCAGGCACAGACAUUCAAAUCCUUGAAAAAUUUACAAACUUUGGAUCUUCGUGAUAAUGCUAUUAAAACAGUUGAUUUUCUUCCAAGCUUAACUAUGGUCCUCCUAAGUGGCAAUAAAUUGGUAAGUUUUGAAAGGAGAGGCAUAACUGUUGAAUUCCUUGAUUUAUCAGAAAACAGGUUGGAAUCGCUGACAGAUUUCUAUACUCUUCUCCAGAUUCCAGGUCUGAAGUUUCUCAUUUUAAAUAAAAAUCGAUUUUCCGUUUGCUACCAACAUUAUUUUUCUUCAAAGAACUAUACCUUGGAGCAGCUUUAUCUUUCAGAAAACAUACUGCAACUUGUCUGGCAAACAGGAUCAUGUUGGAAUAUGUUUAAGGGACUUUACCAGCUUAAAGUUCUCUUCCUGAAUAAUAAUUACCUCAGUUUCCUUCCACCUGAUGUUUUCAGUGAUCUGACUGCAUUACAAAUCCUUAGCCUGCAUGCUAACAAGUUGACAUCUCUUUCUCCUGGUGUUCUACCUGCAAAUUUAAGAGUCUUGAAUUUAUCCCAUAACCUCCUACUAUCCCCUGACCCAACCAUAUUUGCAUCACUGAGCCACUUAGAUAUAAGUCACAAUCAAUAUAUUUGUGAUUGUGAAGCCAAAAAUUUUAUCCUUUGGCUGAAUCAAACCAAUGUUACCAUGCUUGGGUCCCCUGAGGAUGUCUACUGCACAUACCCUGACUCAUUCUCUGGGGUCUCACUCUAUUCACUUUCCACAGAGGGCUGUGAUGAAGAGGAAGCCCUAAAGUUUAUUAAUUUUACACUUUUCAUCUUCUUUACCACCACCUUGACUCUGUUCCUCACAGCAACUGUGAUAUUCACAAAGUUCCGUGGGCUCUGUUUUUCCCUCUGGCAUAAGAUGGUCCAGAGACUGACAUUCAAGUACUAUCGUCAAGGAGUAGAAGAGGAUCAGCACAAAUACGAUGCAUAUUUGUGCUUCAGUAACAAGGACUUUGAAUGGGUCCAGAAUGCACUCCUUAAUCACUUAGACUCCCGGUACAAUUCUGAAAAUAGAUUUAAUCUGUGUUUUGAGGAAAGGGACUUCCUUCCAGGAGAAGACCACAUCAGCAACAUCCGGGAUGCCAUUUGGAGCAGCAGAAAGACUAUUUGCAUUGUGACAAGGCAUUUCCUCAAAGAUGGCUGGUGCAUUGAAGCCUUCAAUUCUGCCCAGAGCAGAUACUUCUCUGAUCUUAAAGAUGUCCUCAUCAUGGUGGUAGCCGGAUCACUCUCCCAGUAUCAAUUGAUGAAAUACCCACCAAUCCGAGUCUUUGUGCAGAGGCAACCAUACCUGAAAUGGCCGGAGGACCUUCAGGAUGUUGGCUGGUUCUUAAAUAAACUCUCUCAAAGCAUACUUACCAAAAAAGAAGAAAAGAAGAAAUCCAACAACAUCCCCUUACAAACCAUAGCAACCAUAUCCUAGCCAAAGAAAACAGUGUCAUCCUCAACUCCUGUCACAAGUUAUUCUUUCCAUUAUAUUUACAUUACAGAUGUUUGACUCUUUCUUUGGAAGCAGCCAGUUGGCAGGAUAGAUUGAAUGUUAAAUUGGGAGUUAGGAAGACCUGAAAUCAAAUCCUGCCUCUGACUUUGAUAGCUGUGAGACCUUGGGCAAAAUACUUUACCUUGCUUUCCAAUUCAGUUUUCUCAUCUGUCAAAUGAGGAUGAUCAAGUGAAGUUUAUCUUACAGGAUUAUUGUGAGGAUCAAAUGAGAUAAUUCUUAUCAAGCCAUUAGCAAACCUUAAAGUGCCGUUAUCAAUGUUAGUUCUCAUUAUUAUUCAUUGGAUUUUUCUGCUAAGAAAGGACAGAAACCUUCUGUUUUUCAUAUUCAUAUGAUGAUUUGCUAUGCUGACUUAAAAAGAAAAAUUAAUGAUUUAGAAAAUUGGAAUUGACCCCAAGAAGGAGACCAAAGGUCUAUCUAGUACCCAGUAUUUUUUUUAAAUAACUUUUUAUUGACAGAAUCCAUGCCAGGGUAAUUUUUUUACAGCAUUAUCCCUUGCAUUCAUUUCUGUUCUGAUUUUUCCCCUCCCUCCCUCCACCCCUUCCCCCAGAUGGCAAGCAGUUCUUUACAUGUUGAAUAGAUUACAGUAUAUUCUAGAUACAAUAUAUGUGUGCAGAACCAAACAGUUUUCUUGUUGCACAGGGAGAAUUGAAUUCAGAAGGUAUAAAUAACCCGGGAAGAAAAACAAAAAUGCAAGCAGUUUAUAUUCAUUUCCCAGUGUUCUUUCUUUGGGUGUAGCUGCUUCUGUCCAUCUUUGAUCAAUUGAAACUGAAUUAGCUCUCUUUAUUGAAGAGAACCACUUCGAAUAUAUCCUCAAACAGUGUCGUUGUUGAGGUAUAUAAUGAUCUCCUGGUUCUGCUCAUUUCACUUAGCAUCAGUUCAUGUAAGUCUCGCCAGUCCUCUCUGUAUUCAUCCCUCUGGUCAUUCCUUACAGAACAGUAAUAUUCCAUAAUGUUCAUAUACCACAAUUUACUCAACCAUUCUCCAAUUGAUGGGCAUCCAUUCAGUUUCCAGCUUCUAGACACUACAAACAGGGCUGCCACAAACAUUUUGGCACAUACAGGUCCCUUUCCCUUCUUUAGUAUCUCUUUGGGGUAUAAGCCCAGUAGAAACACUGCUGGAUCAAAGGGUAUGCACAGUUUGAUAGCUUUUUGACCAUAGUUCCAAAUUGCUCUCCAGAAUGUCUGGAUGUGUUCACAAUUCCACCAACAAUGUAUCAGUGUCCCUGUUUUCCCACAUCCCCUCCAACAUUCCACAUUAUCUUUCCCUGUCACUCUAGCCAAUCUGACAGGUGUAUAGUGGUAUCUCAGAGUUGCCUUAAUUUGCAUUUCUCUGAUUAAUAAUGAUUUGGAGCAUAUUUUCAUGUGUUUUUUUGUCUGAGAAUUGUCUGUUCAUAUCCUUUCACCAUUUAUCAAUUGGAGAAUGAUUUGAUUUCUUAUAAAUUAGAGUCAAUUCUCUAUAUAUUUUGGAAAUGAGGCCUUUACCUUUGAUUGUAAAAAUGUUUUCCCAGUUUAUUGUUUCCCUUCUAAUUUUGUCUGCAUUUGUUUUGUUUGUAGUACCCAGUAUUAAUGGUCUUUCAUGAAUUUUUCUCUUAGUGUCACAUAAGCCAUGGAAUAUGCUAAAUAUGAGGAGGGAAGCUUGGAAAAAGGAACAAAUGACGCUCAUUUCAUCAAUAUUCAGUUUUGUGGAACUUGUAAUAUUCAUUGUUGCUGAGUUCCCAGGAAAACUGCUUCUCAUCAGACUGUAGGAAGGACAGGAAAGGAAAGGGAAGAGGAGGAGAAGAAUUGAGGGCAGAGGAAUAGAGGAAAAGAGAGAAAGGAAAGGUAGAGAAAAGAAGGAGAUGGAGGAGGGAAUAGAGGAGAGUAUAAAGGAGGAGAAGAGAAGAGGGGAGCUUUCUUUACUUUCUGAUCCUUUAAAAAAUAUAUUUAUUUUCAACAGAAUGGUGCCAUUGCUUGAAAUGGAUGUCGAGUAUACCAUUGAUUCAGAUACUAAUCUUAGGCAAGACUGUAGAUCUAAAAGAUGAAAUGGAAUAGUUAAGUGUUUAAAUUGCCAUAUUUUUCUCCUUACUAUGAUGGUACCAUAUAGGUUUUUGGUAACAUUUCCUUCAAAGAAUGGUGAUGGUAAGACUUGGGAAAUUUGUCAUACAUCAUCAUUGUCAUCAUCCACAGCAAACUUUUUUAGAGUACCAUCUAUAGAUUAAUUACAGGGAACACAAAGAGGCAGGAAAUAUAUGGUUAUUUUGGAUGUAGAUGGGGGGAAGUAUAUUUAAAAUAAUCAAUGCCAAGGAAUAAGUACAUAGUAUAAGCAAUAAAUGCCAAAGUUGUUCACAAGAGUAAAGGAUCAUUAAGGGCUGUGGUGAUUUAGGAGAAGAUUUUUUUUUUUGACAUGUUGGAGCUGAAGCUGGAUCUUGAAAGUAGGUUGAAACUUAGGCUGGUGAACAUGAACAGAGAACAUGGGAAAAUGUGAAGGUGGAAAAAGAUAGCUAGAGUAUGGUUCAUUACAAAGAAGGUGUCAAAGGACCAAAUUAAAAUCCACCUUUGACUUUUGUACCUGUAUGAAUUGGGGUGAGUCUCUUAGGCUCUGGGGUUCAUUUUCUUCAUGUAUGAAAUCAGGGAGUUAGACUAAACUGCCCCUGAGAUUCCUUCCAGGUCCAAUCUAUGCUCCUAUAGCAGCAUGCUUUCCAAAAAUUAAUUUUCACUAUACCGAUAAUCAUUACUUUCCAUUGACAAUUGGAACAACUGAGGCAGGGAACCCUAGGUCAGUAUAAAGUAGAUUUUGGAGUUGUAACUACCGGAUGUUUUCCAACAAACACUCAGAUCUUACUUGCUUUCAGAUCAUGGUUUUCCCAAGUACAAUUUAAGGUCUGGGGUUGAAAAGGCAAAAAUCACAGUGCUUGUAUCAACAAUACUCAAGGUCAAAGCCAUUGGACACUGCUUACAGAAGAAAUUCCAAA